Molecule: messenger RNA, 1494 nt
Organism: Mucor mucedo
Lineage: Eukaryota; Fungi; Mucoromycota; Mucoromycetes; Mucorales; Mucoraceae
Product: WD40-repeat-containing domain protein
Exons: 4
Coding region: 1-1494 (497 amino acids)
Molecular function (GO): protein binding
Source: RefSeq, a predicted model, not a curated record
AUGUCGUCCGAUGAAGAAGACGUUGACUUGAACGACGAGACUACUUCCUUGCUAGAAACAGUGACAGACGAUGGAGGAGAGUCUAUGGACAUUGAAGAUCCCCUUCCUUCUACCCAGAAUUCACCUGCAGCAACAACAACAACACCACCACCUCCACCACCACCACCGACAUCACCACCACCAACAACAACAACAGUCAAUGCACCCAACACCAGACAACUGGACUUGUCCCUCGAUCCUUCUUUGCUCAACUGUAAAUCAUAUGACUGCGUACCACUUGUGGCAGCUGUUCAUCCUUCACCUAUUUCCAGUUUAGCAACCACCCGUUGCUUCCGUUGGGUGUUGACAGGUUCGGAAGACGGUUAUAUCCGCAAAUGGGACUUUUUUGGCUCAAUGAAUGGUAAGACGAGUUUAACGCAAGCACAACGUCACCAGCAUGUGGAUUCAGUGACACUGGCUGGUGUAUUGAGUUCAUGGUGGGAGAACGAGGAAGGAGUGAAAAACGAGGAAGAGAGUGUGAGCGAGCCUAAAUUGUCACCCGUAUACAGCAUGGAUAUUCAUUCAGAGGCAUUAUGGGCUGUACAGGGAUGUGAGAAUGGCUCAAUUAAUUUAACAUCGGUUCGGCAUGAUGAAGGGAAAACACAUCAUGUGCUUCGGAAUCAUACCGGGCCUGUCUCCGUCCUCGUAAUCACUCCAGAGGAAACUGCAGUCAUUUCCGGAUCUUGGGAUAAAUCCGUAUUUGAAUGGGACCUUCACACAGGAUCCGUCUCAAGGUCGUAUGAUGGUCAUAGCUCUCAGUUGUCUUGUGCUCAGUUUCAACCCGUUUAUACCCAAUCUGACAAUGAACCUGUCCUCUGGAACACUAGAAAUCCAAACACUCUCAUGACUACUAGCAUUGAUGGCCAGUGUCUUUUAUGGGACAGAAGAGAACCAUCCACCGCUGCCAGGCGCCUCAAAGUGCCCGAUAGAACCCCUCCAUGGUGCCUCUCUGCGUGCUGGAGUGCGGAUGGGUCCAAGGUGUACAUGGGAAGGAGGAACGGUACAGUGGAUGAGUAUGACUAUGCCUCACAGAAAUGCAUCCAGUCAUUCCGUAUGCCAGCCAACUCGGGUCCAGUCUCAUACGUGAUCAGCAUGCCCAAUGGCAAGCACAUUAUAUGGUAUGAAAUAGAAAGAAAAAAAAAGGGUACAUGGAUCACAUGGACUAACCCUUUUAUCCUUAUCAAAAGCGCAUCCAAUGACAAUAUUCGAUUGUGGAAUACAACCACCGAAUCCAGCUUUACUAUUCGACCGGAGACAGAGGUAGGCUUUGCGAAACCGUCCAAGAUUUCGUCCGUGAUUCCGUUUAGUAUUUUGGCAGGCCAUCAUGGUGGUACCAUCUCUCAUAUUGCCAUUGAUCCCACUUGUAAAUACAUGAUCACCACUUCCGGUAACAGGGGCUGGGAUGGCACUUCUACCAAUGCCUGUUUGUUCUAUGAUAUAUCGCCCGUUCUCUAG